Molecule: messenger RNA, 438 nt
Organism: Vicia faba (fava bean)
Lineage: Eukaryota; Viridiplantae; Streptophyta; Magnoliopsida; Fabales; Fabaceae
Source: the annotation of a GenBank genome assembly
AUGAAGUUUUUGUCUCCAUUAGAAAUUGAUCUCUCUCUCAUUCCGUUUUCUGCAUUUAAUGAUACACAGAAAAUAUUGUUGCUUUUUCUUCUUUCCUCUAAUGUUUCUGUUAGCCUUGUUGGGUUGAUGUGGUUCAUAACACUGCUACUAUUAUGCUGCCUCUCUCUGCUCCUUAGACAUUUUAGCUUUGCAGAUAGACUUCAGAAGAAUUGUACAGCUGUAAAAGGCCACCUUCUUUGUUUGGUUUUACACUGUUCACUCACACAUGUUUUAGUCAUUUCAAUAAUUACAGCUGAUACAUUUUUGGACAUUGAAUCAAGGAACUUUCCUUUGACAAUCAAGCUAUGGGUAUUUUAUGCAGAAGGGAAAAUUAAAAGAAGCAUCAAGAUGGGACCAUAUAUUGAAAGAUUUGAGGCUGCAAUUUCAGUAAAAUUAUAG